Haemonchus placei is the source of this 3261-nucleotide messenger RNA. NCBI's taxonomy places the organism in Eukaryota, Metazoa, Nematoda, Chromadorea, Rhabditida, Trichostrongylidae. The record is from the annotation of a GenBank genome assembly.
AUGAUGCUGCAGGUAGCUCUACCUCAACCACAGUUGAUGCUACAAGUACCUCUACCUCAACCACAACCACCACUUCUACUUUAUCAACAACUACUCCCAUACCAGAUAUUUGCUGUGACUACAUUGAACACUGUAAUGAACUACUUUGGAUACUUCGGUGUAGUUAGAUUUGAAGUUCUGAACGAAACGAGCAUCACCUACCAUCCGGAAAAAGACAUUGGAAGCUUCCAAAGUGCCGUCUAUAAUCAAUUUGGUUAUGGAACUAUACCUGGAACUCCUCCGAGUUCAGAUUCACAAGUAUUAGAAGCACUCAAGAGCGUCACCGAUUCCGACAAAGUGUACGAGAACUCGCUUAUUGUUUUCUGCCUCGACAAACUGCCCAGAAGUCCGCAGUAUGAUCAAUUUGCUACAUUGGUCAACAAAAACGUGAAGACCAUUUUCCUAAUGGACAAAGAGUUGCUGAGACGAGAGCUAGGCUUCAAGCGAACGGCAGCACCGUUGAACGAAAUCGCAGCUACCACUAAUGGACAUCUGAUCAUCAGCGAUCAAACCAACACUACGGAUUUCCAAAAUCUAAUGAAUUUGCUCUAUUCGAACGGGCCUUCACAAUCCCUACUAUUCGCUCGAAGUAUGAAAUAUGAAGCUUCGUCGACAGACUUAGGCAAGUUGGAAGUAAAGGAAAAGGUGCAGGUUACGAUCACUGCAACUACGUCUGUUUAUGAAGCCCCUGAUUUGAGAGAUUUCAACAUAAAAGUCACGUUCAAAAGUUCCACAAAUGAAAUCGUUGCAUCACUCAAGCACCCUAACAAUUCCAACUUCUUCACGGAUACUGUGACUUUGGAAUCAGAUGAAUUCAAUGUGAUUGUGGAUAUGACGUAUGCUUUGGGGAAAGACGUCCAUAUAAGGAUGUGGAUACCAAGAACUGAUCGACACUUGAAGGUACAGUAUGCGGAUUUGGACAUGAAACCUCUUCCCACGGGACCUGAUACCGUGAACGGCGCAGCAACUCGAGUGACUGUCUUCGGUGGAUCUCCGGGCGCUAAUCUCUCGAUCGAUAUUCGAGAUUGCGAAGGUGGUGCAGUCAAGCUCUACGAUGCGAAUCAAUGGCAACAAGUGACCAAUGCUGGUGAUGCCUUUUUUGUACCGUUUUUCUGCGUUGCAAACAGUUCAACAGCUGGACAAUGUGCUGCCGGGACACAGAACAAGUACCAUGUCCAGAUAUUUGUUGUUGCACAAACCUCGAAGGUUUUCGUUUCAGGACCAACCGGCAAAUUACGGGAUUGCUCAGACAGAGGUCACCUUGUGUAUGAUAACUUAGGAGGUUCUUAUGUUUGUCAAUGCGAUCCUGGAUUUACUGGAGAAUCAUGUGAGACAGGAAUCUGUCCCCAAUCGAAUACAUCUACUGAGGGAGUAGAUGUACAGUACCGUAGUUAUACAGUAGUAAUCGGAGUGGAUUGGUUUAAUUACGGUCUGGAAAAUGUAUUGCUGGAGGACGCAAGCAAUAUGGUAUCGCUGAAAACUUUGCCUGUCUAUAUAGGCGGAAGCUUCGAUGAGUUCAGUAAAGCAAUGAAGUCUGAUCUUCGGGGUCUUGGAAUUUUCUGUAGCGGAACGGCGUACCAGGAGAAUCCGUUUGACCUGACUGAUGUCUUCCAAGCGGCCGUCAGCGGUCUAGGUCGUCUUGUUCGAGGAAUAAUUGUGUUCUACACUGAAAAACAGACGUAUAUGCAAGUGGACAUGGAAAGGUUCAUCAGUAUAUCACGAAAUUACCGACAGGAGAUGUACUUGGUUGCUAUGGACCCGAGUGGACAAGAUUCCCUGCCCUAUGAUGAUUUCAAGAAUCUCCGAGCGGCGGCAUUCUCAACGGGAGGGAAUAUUCUGUUUGUGGACGGGAAUCCAACUACACCUCAAUUCAGUGCGUUCUCAGAGAUAAUAUCCAGUGUCACAUCAUUGGCUCUCCUAACUCCCAAGCAGGUCGGAAAUACUCCUGUAACAGUGGAAUCUGGUGCUACUGGAUACGUUUUCCUGAGUUAUCGAGACGUCAAUUCAGUCGAAGUCGCAAGCGAUGACGGCAAUAUGCUUGUACCAGUUGCAGUAAUUGGACGGUUCAGUGCAGUGUACAAGCUGAAGGGUGCAAAGAAAUAUGUGAUCUCAAGCUUCAACUCUAAGGAUUACUCAGCGUCUGUAGUAAUUCUCAAUGGACUCACUCCUUCGUUUACCAUCGUCAAUGAGAGGACGGAUGAUGAAUGGACGGCAUUUGCUUCACCUGACUCUGCUGCUGGUCCUUCAAUUGCUUUGACACUGCCACCUGGAUGGCAUGCACCCCGAGAUAAUACUUCGAUUUAUCGUGUCUCAGCUCGUCCAACAUGCAAUUUUGGAUAUACUGCCUUCAGCGUAUUCCCACCCAUGAGUCCUGGUGCGAAUAGCGUUACGGUUCCCCUGACUGAUGGAACGACAACGGUGAAUCGAGUAAUACCUGUUGGAGUCACUUCUCAAAUGGUGUGUCAGAAUGGUGGAAGUGCUGGAGCCAGUAUGUGUUCCUGCACAUCUGACUUCACGACACCGGAUUGUUCACGUCCAAUUUGUCAACAGGGCGAAUUGAACACGUGGGGUGAUGCUUGUGCCUGCGAUUGGAACUCUGCUGGAGGACGCCUUUGUAAAUGACCGUCUGGAAGAGCUUCUAAGACGGCCAUGUUAUGUAGGCUGUCAGCCGACGUGACGCUCUGUCUAUGGAUUCUAUUAAUUCUGAUCAAUCUAUGUCAGACGCAAGUGCUAUCUGAACUUGUUGGUCUCGGCGAAUUCACGGAAGCCGAGAAGAAAUACUGCGAAUUUGCUUCUGACGAAUCGCAUACGUGCGAGAAUUGCGUCGCCAAAGGAACGGAGUGCUUCUACUGUGGUGGAACCGUUGAACGUUGUCUACCGUAUGCUUGGUAUUUUCCAGGAUGUGAGCUCAAUGACGUCAAGCAUAACAAAUGUUGGGUGAAUAUCCCAGCUGUGGUCAUCGUUGUCAGCGUCAUUGCCGGAAUACUCCUAGUUAUAUUCAUCUUCUGUUUGUGUUAUUGCUACUGUCGAUGUCAAGCUUAUCGACGGGCGAGAGCCAAGGCACAAGGAGAAAAGUGGAAUUUCUUUCAGCAGCAAAAUCUGAAGCGCGCGGAGAUGCAAAAUCGUCAUUCACUUCGCACAGAGCAACGAGAACGCGAACUUGAAGCAUACAGAAUCAAAUAUGGUAAUGGUAUUCACGUCGACUACGUCGGAGUUUCCUAG